UAGACUUGUACAAUACGGGGCGCGUAAUGGUUACUCCAUGUUUUGACUGGUUUGUGCGGGAUUUUUGCCUUGAGAUCGGCGAGACUGGAAAGUUGUAGUAAUGGCAACAGGAUUCACACGAUUUGAGAAUGAGGUAGACACCGACGAUGUCCCUCCAGCUACCGGACCACAUGGUACCCAGAUCUCUCCCGACAAUCUUCCCAACUACCAAGACCUGUACCCGCAACCUGACCUCUGCUUGGUGCAUCCCACGUUAACCGGGUCGUCCGACUUACCCCUUACACCCCUCUCAUCUCCUAACCGGUCUGGCCACACGCCAAUCCAUCCCAGUGCUGGUCUCACAGCAGGGCAAGUUAAUAAUGCCUCGCCCCCACCUUACUCCAUCCUACCUCCAGGUGGAACACCUGUCUUUAGCUCUCAGCCUCAGCCGGGAACUGUCGACAUGAACGUGCGCAAGCGUGAGGAAGCAGGCGACUACGAAGGUUACACACGAUUUGAGAAUGAAGAGGCUGACAUCGGCACGGCAGAGACUAACCAACCGUCUUGCCCCCCACCCGAGCAAGUCGAUGCCCCGCCCCUUCCAGCUUCUGGACCUUAUACCCAGAGCUGUCUCAAUGACCUCCCAACCUACCAAGGCCCCCAGCAGCUUCAGCCCGUCGCCAACACAGAGCAGCCCGCAUCGACUGGGGUGUCCGACUUACCCCUUAAGCCCCUCCCAUCUGCUGACGAGUCGGGCCAAACCCCGCCCCAUCCCAGUGCUGGGCUCCCAGCGGAGCAAGAUAAUGCCCCGCCCCCGCCUGAUUCCACCCUGCCUUCUGGUGGCACACUGGUUAUCACCUCUCAGCCUCGGACUCAACCUGUCACUAGGAACAUGUACGCGCUUAAGAAAGCGGGUGACUACGAAGGUGCGAAGAGGGUGUCGAGAGCUCUUCGUUGUGUAUUCUUCAAGGUUAUUGUUCUUGUCCUAGCAUGCGCGAUUGGAUACGAGCGAUUUGAAAAUGAGGCUGAUACUGGCACGGAAGAGACUGGCCAACCAUCCAACUCACCAUCCGAGAAUCGCAAUGACCCGCCCCCACAAGCAACAGCCUCUGCUAGUGCUGUUAGCUCCCCAACUGACCCCUCGGCUAGGCAAGGCUGUGGCCCGCCCACAUCAGCAGGCUGUGCCCCGCCCACAUCAGCUCCUACCCCUCCUGAUGACACGAGCUCACCAACUGGCCCCUUAGCCGGGCAAGGCUAUGCCCCGCCCACAAUUGCUGAUGCCCCUCCGGAUGACAUGAGCUCACCAACUGGCCCCUUAGCCGGGCAAGGCUAUGCCCCGCCCACAAUUGCUGAUGCCCCUCCGGAUGACAUGAGCUCACCAACUGGCCCCUUAGCCGGGCAAGGCUAUGCCCCGCCCACAAUUGCUGCUGCCCCUCCCGAUGACAUGAGCUCACCAAAUGGCAACUCAGCCGGGCAAGGCUAUGCCCCGUCCACAAUUGCUGCUGCCCCUCCUGAUGACAUGAGCUCACCAAAUGGCAACUCAUCCAGGCAAGGCUAUGCCCCGCCCACUCGCCUUAGUGGCCCACCGGUUGGAGUCCCGCCCCCACCUUAUACAAGUCAUGUUGGGGACACGCCCAUCACGGACCGCCCACCGGACUAUACUCCGCCCAUAUCCUGCACACUUGGAGCUUAUCUUGCAGAAGGUCAACCAGUGUGGCAAGGCUGUGGCCCAAUCCCAACGUGUGAAAUUCCAAUUCAUGGGCCGGAGCUACGUCCAAACCGGGUGGCGCACCGACGUCUUCGUCGCGGACGGCGUGUUUCAGACGACGGGACAGGCAUCAGUAGCUACUUUGGUCUGGCUAUGGCUGUUUUGCUCAUCUGUCCUCCGCUUGGAUUUGUCGCCAUGAUCCUAUCGUCAGUGGUGGACAAACGCUGUCGGGCUGGGGACCUUGCCGGUGCUAAGAGAUCUUCAGUAGCUGUCCGUGUCGUUUCCUUCUGUGGCGUCGGUUUGAGCAUAACCGUUGGUGUCCUACUUAUCAUAUUCCUGUAA
This is a messenger RNA of Patiria miniata (bat star), 2029 nucleotides long. Its product is annotated as extensin-like. Lineage: Eukaryota; Metazoa; Echinodermata; Asteroidea; Valvatida; Asterinidae. The record is from RefSeq and is a predicted model, not a curated record. Bases 101 to 2029 code for a protein of 642 amino acids. Gene Ontology annotation, cellular component: membrane. The transcript has 8 exons.